CAGAACGAUUCGGACAGUGCAAAACAGCCUUCCUCGGCGCUGCUGGCUGUUGUCCUUUGUUCUUCCACUCAUAUCUCGCCUCCAAUUUGACAAAGCCGUGGUUGUAUGCCCAAACACCACCUCCCAAACCCUUCACCACCAUCGCUUACUAGCUGCACGAACGGACAGCAUUGCGCCCCGACACCGGCGACCAAGUCAGCCUCCCCCCAAUGGCUCCCAAAACAGCACUCCUUGUGGUCGACAUGCAGGCCAUCUUCGAGCCCAUGACUACAAUUGCUCUCCCGAAUAUCAUCAAACUGUGCGAGCAUUUUUCAAAAACUUCGGCGCCCAUCGUAUUCACCAAACACGGCCAUCCGAAGGACGAAAUGGUCGCAAAUUCACGCAGUCAGCUGGUUCGGAAAUGGGGCGUGUCAGGCUCAAUCGGAGAAGGAUCUCCAGAAGGAGAGAUGCUGCCCGAGCUGCAUAAGUUUCUGCCCAAGAACUUUAGAACAAAGCACGUCACAAUUGGAGAGUCCCUACCAGAGCCCACGUCGCCCGAGUUCCCUAAGCUCGUGCCGAAGAACACCUAUGAUAGCUUCAUCCACACCCCCUUGUCAAGGAUACUGGAGCAUGCACAGAUCGAGCGUGUAAUUGUCGUUGGAGUGAUGACGGAUUGUUGCUGCGAUACAUCUGCUAGAGCUGCUUUCAAUCGUGGGUAUGAGACAUGGCUCAUUAGUGAUGCUUGUGGAAGUGCGAAUGAUCGACAACAUAAAGCUGGACUUAGAGGGUUCGAAUUCGCGUUUGGCGAGGUGAUGACCACGAAGGAAGCGAUGGAACGGCUGGCAACGUGAGUUGAAGUGCUGAUGGAUGGUUGCACUGCUUAAGGCUGGGCUGAGGAAAUGUAUCAGUCAGGGGGGGGCACCACCUCUGGACAGAACCCAUUUCGCAGCUCGCAGGAGUGGGAUUUGGCCUGCGGUCGUGCUUAUUAGUGAAUGCCUCAAAAUGCAAAAGCUCUGCGUCUCAAACCAUCAA
This is a messenger RNA of Cladophialophora immunda, 1011 nucleotides long. RefSeq lists its product as uncharacterized. The transcript has a single exon. Bases 210 to 830 code for a protein of 206 amino acids. Lineage: Eukaryota; Fungi; Ascomycota; Eurotiomycetes; Chaetothyriales; Herpotrichiellaceae. The record is from RefSeq and is a predicted model, not a curated record.